UCGCCCACCUCCGUUCCCUAUAUAACUAUCCCAACCUUGCGAUUUUGCGAGCCGCACUACGGUGUAAAGAAAGGAGUUGGGCUAAGCUUCUAAACUUUGAGCCGACCUACCGGUAUAGCGGUCGCCGAAAAGCAAGGGUAACCGACGUUCUUCUCGAAGACGCUCCGGAGCCGGACCCAAACUUGCCACAAAUAAGAUUAAUUCCUUUAACUGCUGAAGAGGAAAUGGCCAAAAAGAACAGACUAAGGGCACUUCUGACUGAGACAAGCAGGCCCGAAGUACCGUCACCCAGCCAAGCACCGCCUGCCGUUGUGGCCCUCCCCUCUCAACAGCCGUCUUCAUCGCACCGAACCAAGCGCGCACGAACCAUCGAGUCUGAACCAAGUCUGGUUGACGAAGAUGAGACUGCUGUUUCACCGGUCCUGCCGCCGAGCCCCCAACCGGAGCCCAACGACCGAACUACCACCAGUUGGGCACCAAAACUUACAUUCAACAACCGAGAUGUCUCAGAUGCUGAUUCGGUUGUCGCCGAAAAAGAUCACCUGUUGGCCUUUAGUCUGGCCAAGAGUGUGUGCCUCCCCAAGGAUAUGGAGCACCACAAAAAGCAGCUAAACACCGAAUUAAAGUCCAUUCGGUCUGCAACGAAGUCCAUGAUCCUGGCAAUUCAAAAAAACUACAACACUCACAAGAAAGUGCUGGAACUUAGACAAACUACGAGGGACGCAGUGGCCGAAGCCGAACUGAAGUCGGCCGAGGUAGAAAACAUCAAGAAGCAAAUGGCCGAGCUGCAGGCUGAGAACAGCAGGCUGACCGGACUAGUUAGCUCAGCAGAGGCAGAAAGGCAGAAGACUGCCAUAGCUCUGAAGGACAAAUACCUGCGCGAGCUGGUGAAGCUUGAAAGAAAGAAAGAUGCCGAAAUAAAGGAGAGCGUAAAGGAAGCCGGCAAACAAGGUUUCAAGAAGGCCGAAGAUGCUUAUGCCAAGCAAUGUGAGGCCGCCAAAGAUCUGUUCUUUAAGUGCGGCUGGAGGGGGGCCGUUGAGCAGCUCGGUCAUGAUCCCCAGACCGAGAUUUUCAACCCUCCAGCCUACUUCAUACCGAACUCCCUCUUGGAGUAUGCGAAUGCCAAGCAACAGGAGUUUCUUGAAGGCUCAGAUUCUGAUGAAGAUUCUGCCUCUGAGGAUACUCCAGUUGUCAACAUCGAUGAGGUGGUUCGGUCGGAGCCCAUGGUGGAGGAUCUAACAAAUGAACAACUAGCUGAAACCGUGGUUCCGACCGUAACGACCCUCGCUGCCAAUACGGAGCUUCGGCCUGAAACCGGUCUUCUUGCUGAUGCUGAUGCCGCAUUUGAUGUCGAAAUUGAAGAUCUUUUCUCUUGA
Messenger RNA from Camellia sinensis, 1376 nucleotides. Lineage: Eukaryota; Viridiplantae; Streptophyta; Magnoliopsida; Ericales; Theaceae. The record is from RefSeq and is a predicted model, not a curated record.